Molecule: messenger RNA, 765 nt
Organism: Neurospora tetraspora
Lineage: Eukaryota; Fungi; Ascomycota; Sordariomycetes; Sordariales; Sordariaceae
Exons: 2
Coding region: 117-683 (188 amino acids)
Source: RefSeq, a predicted model, not a curated record
AACCGAACUCCACAGAAGAGCAGUCUGACAGGUGCGGUGCGCCCAUCUGCAAGUGAUGAAUGGCCGUAUAGACUUGCGAGGCUGGCACGGCUGGCAAAAGUUUUGAAGCAAUUCCGAUGUUGGUGAGCGCGGACAGGGCAAAGCGGCAGAGCGGCCAGACCGAGGUGUGGAAAUUGCAAAGUGUUCUUGUCCUUGUUGCUGCUCCCGUUCUGGCUCGGUGUGCAAGUCGUCAACGUCAUCGGCCCACCGAAGUGGUAUCGCGUAAAAAACUCUUGGAAGGUGUCUGUGCUGCUUCGAUUAUAUUGGGUUCCGAGGGUCGAACGGCUCGAAAUCAUUUUUCUAACACAAUGCUGUCAAGAAUCUCUUGCUCAGUUUGCAUCUCGCUUGCAGGCGGUUGGCGACCACUUUGGUCGGAGUGUAAUUCACUGUGCUCCACUGCUCCGACCACCAGCGCUCGCGAUGAGUGUCGUCGGCCCAGGCGGCUCAAUUCCCGUCCGGAAGAGCACGGCCGCCGAACCCGGAUCCUUGGGGGCGGGGGCUACAGUACGGCGCGGCCAGCGGCACACUGUCGGCUUCCGAUUGGCCGGGCACAGCGUCAAAAGUCGGAACCAACACGGCGGUUCUCACCACUGUCAACGGUCGACGGCUACACGUGUACGGCUAGUCGCUCGGGGGUUGGGUAGGCGCUGAGGCACUGUAGGGUAGUGCUCUCUCGGUUCACUCCGAGUUUAUAAUUGUUCACUCUUCUAUGGUCUUUUUGGCGGG